Phaeoacremonium minimum UCRPA7 is the source of this 2316-nucleotide messenger RNA. RefSeq names its product putative pre-mrna-processing protein prp40 protein. The record is from RefSeq and is a predicted model, not a curated record. Gene Ontology annotation, biological process: mRNA cis splicing, via spliceosome. Lineage: Eukaryota; Fungi; Ascomycota; Sordariomycetes; Togniniales; Togniniaceae. Gene Ontology annotation, molecular function: RNA binding; protein binding. The transcript has 6 exons. Bases 1 to 2316 code for a protein of 771 amino acids. Gene Ontology annotation, cellular component: U2-type prespliceosome; U1 snRNP.
AUGAACGGCCACUUCCCCCCAGGGCCUCCUCCACCUGCUGCAGCAGUACCAUGGCAGGAAUUCCGCAGUCCUGAUGGACGAGUGUACUAUUACAAUGCAGCCACUAAGGCGACUCAGUGGACAAAGCCAGAGGAGCUUAUGUCCCCGGCAGAGCGCGCUCUCGCGAAUCAGCCUUGGAAAGAAUACACCGCAGAAGGAGGCCGAAAAUACUGGUACAACACCGAGACGAAGCAAAGCUCCUGGGAGAUGCCAGAUGCUUACAAAAGAGCGCUCGGAUCGACGGGAACCCCAACAACCCCUGCGACACCUUCCUUUCCCACUCCUGGUGGAAAUAGCGGAUCUGCAAGAGAAUCAUACGAUUCGGGACGAGAACAGCGUGAAGUCAUCGGCGAGUCUCGACAACUAACUUACGGUAACGAUUUACGUGCCCAACAGUUCGUCCCUGCGAGUAACGAACCGGAAUAUGCUACCGCUGAAGAAGCCGAGGCUGCUUUUAUCAAGCUGCUUCGUCGAAGUGGUGUUCAGCCUGACUGGUCAUGGGAGCAGACUCUUCGUGCAAUUGUCAAAGAUCCGCAGUAUCGUGCUAUCAAAGACCCGAAGGACAGAAAGGCUGCAUUCGAGAAGUACUGCUACGAUGUCGUUGUCCAAGACAAAGAACGAGCAAAAGAAAGACUGACUAAGCUACGUACUGACUUCGCGACCAUGCUGAGGAGCCAUCCUGAAAUCAAACAUUACACGCGUUGGAAGACAGCUCGACCCAUAAUUGAAGGCGAAACCAUCUUCCGGUCAACCAAUAACGAGAAUGAGCGGCGGCAGCUCUUCGAGGAUUAUAUUCUCGACCUGAGGAAGGCGCAUAGAGAGCAGCAAGCAUCACUUCGUAAGAGCGCGAUGGACGGCCUGAUCGAACUUCUACCGAAGCUCAACCUGGAGCCAUAUACGCGGUGGUCCGAGGCGCAAAGCGUCAUCUCGGCGACCGCUCCUUUUCAAAAUGAUGAGAAGUAUAAAGUCCUUAGCAAGUUUGAUGUCCUGACUGUAUUUCAAAAUCACAUGAAGGCUGUAGAACGCACUUUCAACGACUCUAGACAGGAGGAAAAGGCCAAGAAACACCGAAAAGAACGCCAGGCUCGCGACGGAUUCGUUUCGCUCCUCCGUGAAUUGAGACGAGCGUCUAAGAUCAAAGCUGGCACGAAAUGGAGCCAGGUCUUCCCUCUCAUCGAAAAAGAAGACCGCUAUCGCGCGAUGAUAGGCAUUGGCGGUUCCACUCCUCAGGAGUUGUUCUGGGACAUCGUCGAGGAAGAAGAGCGUGCCUUGCGAGGCACCAGAAAUGACGUGAUCGAUGCUCUUUAUGACAAACGUUUUGAGGUUACCCCUAAAACGGACUUCCAAGAUUUCCUUGCGAUUGUGAAAGAGGACCGACGCACUGCUAACAUUGAUCGAGAUAUCCUGAAGUUGAUUUUCGAAAGGCUUCAAGAAAAGAAGACAAAGCCUUCCGAGGAGGAUCGGCAAUCUGAGCGCAAGCAGCGUCGGGCCAUUGAUGACCUACGAUCCUUCCUAAAGCGUCUAGAGCCUCCUAUUACUGUGAAUGACACGUACGAAGAGGUCAAACCCCGUUUACAGAAGAGUGAGGAAUUCCAAGCCGUUGCUUCGGAAGAUGAUCGUCGUGGCGCUUUUGACAAGCAUAUCCGACGACUGCGGGAGAAGGAAGAUGAGGCUGAAAGAGAUCGUCAAAGGCGCCGCGAUCGCGGUGCUCGGGAUGAUCGUGACUAUCGGGAAAGAGACAGAGGUGAGAGAUCUCAUCGUAGUGGACGUACUAGGUCCAGUCGCAGUCCCGAGAUCGAUCCGUAUGAGGCCGAUCGGCGCAAAGCUAUGGCUGAAAGAGAGCGCAAUUACCGCAAGACCAGCAUAGCGGACGGUCUCCUGUCCGACCGCAGGUCUUCUGAUGGACAUUUCGAACGCCACGACCGCGAGAGAGAACGGGAUCGCGACCGGGAGCGCGAUCGUGACCGUGACCGAGUCCGAGAUCGCGAGAGAGAGCGUGAACGGGAUCGGGAUCGGGAUCGAGAACGAGAACGAGAUCGAGAACGCGACCGCGACUACGACCGCCCGCCUCGCUCACGUCGCGAUGAGCCCCCUAGCUAUUACGAUCGCGAACGCCGUGAUCGCGAAGAAGAGCGUGAGAGACUCUAUCGACGCCGCGUUGUUGAAAAGGACAUUGACGAUCUCCCAUAUGGUGACGAGAAGCCAAGUGGUUCCAGAAGACGGCGCGCCGAGGAGGACGAUCGCGAUCAGAAUGAAGAGAGAAUUUUCACCCCGUGA